AUGGGUGAGAUCAUACAAGUGAGGAAAGAUUUAGCUGUAGCAUGGCUUGUAAUUGUGAAGGGGCUUGUGCAGUAUCCUGAUCCUGAUGCUGGGAGAGCAGCAAGUUUCAUUCUUCACAAUGACAAAUUCAAAGCCAUUUGGGAUUGGAAAAAAAAUGGCAGUCAUGCUGUAGAAAUAGUGAACAUCAUUGGGAAAAUUGACUUCCCCACAGAAAAUGGCAUGAAAAAAGAAAAGACAAAGAAAGAAAAAGACUCUGACGAUUCAGAUGAUUCAGAUGAUUCAGAUGACUCAUCCGAUGAAGAGGAAGUCAAAUUAGAUGACGAAAUUUGGGAUAGAUUUGCUGACUGUGUCGGUACACUCCUGAAACAAUUUCAACUACACAAGAUUGAUGACAAACUUGGACCAAGUGCGACCGAGCUGACCAUAAGUAAAAUGGAGAAGAAGUCAGCCUUCCUCAACAGAUUUGCUGAAUGUUUGACAGGAAACCUUUGUCUGAAGGUAAAUUGCACAAGAAGAGGUCCGAUUACUGGUUUGGAUGAGCUUAUUACCAGGCAUGAACUUAUUGCUGGAUAUGGGCUUAUUACCAGACACUGA
Messenger RNA from Pecten maximus, 594 nucleotides. RefSeq lists its product as uncharacterized. The coding region runs from base 1 to 594 and encodes 197 amino acids. The record is from RefSeq and is a predicted model, not a curated record. The transcript is spliced from 4 exons. NCBI's taxonomy places the organism in Eukaryota, Metazoa, Mollusca, Bivalvia, Pectinida, Pectinidae.